GAAAAGGACAAUAAUCAAUGGCCAGGUAUCAUCCGGUUGUUCACCGGGAACUCGUGCUACAUCAACCUGCGGGGGUUUGCUAAAACAAUAAACGCAUUUACAUUAUGCCAGCCUCCCAAUCGGUGAGUAUAAAGCUGGAUCACAGUGCUUUGAUUCUCGGUUCGCGCAAGCUUCUUCUCAUUUCCCAUCCUCAGUCAAUAUGUUGAGUCACGCAAUCUGGGUAGGUCUCCUGGCCUGCUCGACGGCGUUUGCUCAAGACUUCAGCACAUCGCCGCCAGUCUAUCCAAGCCCACCUACUCAAGGUCUCGAUUGGGAAGCUGCUUUCGCCCAAGCUCAAGCAUUUGUUUCAAACCUGACCCUAGAAGAAAAAGCCCAGCUUGUGACUGGGACUUCAGGCCCAUGUGUUGGCAAUAUUGGCGCCAUUGAGCGCCUCGGUUUCAAUGGUCUUUGUCUCCAAGAUGGUCCUCUGGCAAUCAGACAAGCGACCUACGCGUCUGUUUUCCCGGCUGGUCUUACAACCGCCGCAUCAUGGGACAGAAGCCUCAUGUACCAGAGAGGGUUCUUGAUGGGUACCGAAUUCAAAAACAAGGGCGCCCACGUUGCUCUGGGUCCAGUGGUUGCGCCCUUGGGCCGCUCUGCGUAUGAUGGCCGCAACUGGGAAGGGUUUUCUCCAGAUCCAUACCUGACAGGAGUAGCUGCAGAGGAAACGAUUACAGGCAUGCAGGAUACGGGUUUGCAAGCAUGUCUGAAACAUUUCAUCGGGUACGAGCAAGAGACUCAACGAAAUCCAAGUUUGUCGGCAGACAAUAUCACGAUUGAAUCAGUGUCUUCCAACAUCGACGACCGCACCAUUCAUGAGUUGUACUUGUGGCCUUUUGCCAAUGGCGUCCACGCAGGCGUAUCUUCAAUCAUGUGCUCCUACAAUCGAAUCAACGGGUCGUACGCAUGCCAAAACUCCAAGACGAUGAACGGAAUACUGAAGGGUGAGCUCGGGUUUCAAGGCUAUGUCAUGUCGGAUUGGGGCGGUACCCAUUCUGGAGUAGCCUCCGUCAAUGCUGGACUUGACAUGGAUAUGCCAGGCCCUAUCUCCUCAGAUCAGAACUCGUCCUACUUUGGCGGCAACGUCACACAAGCCGUCAAUAACGGUACAGUCAACGAAACACGAUUGGACGAUAUGGCACUGCGCAUCAUGACGCCGUAUUUCUUUUACAAUCAAAGCCAAUACCCGCCGAUUGAUGGCGAAGAACCAGCACUGGCGUCGUCCUUUCCGCCAUACGUAUACCAGUUCACCUUAGGACCAGCCAAUGUUGAUGUUCGCGAUGAGCACCAGCAGCUCAUUCGAGCAUUAGGGGCUGCUGGAACCGUCCUUCUCAAGAACGUCAACAACACUCUCCCGCUAAACGCGCCGAAGACCAUCGGCAUCUUCGGCAACGACGCUGGCGAUUUAGUGGACGGAGAAUAUUUCUCGGGCCCAGCAUUCCAAAGCCAGUACGGCUACGAAUAUGGCAACCUCCCUGUAGCAGGAGGCAGCGGCACCGGUCGACUCUCGUAUCUGGUUUCACCCCUCGAAGCGAUCAAAGCUCGCGCCGUACAGGACGGAACACUGGUGCAGUACAUCCUGAACAACACCCUCAUCGCGACACCAGGCGGCCUGGCAACGAUUCUUCCCGUGCCUGAAAUCUGUUUUGUCUUCCUCAAGACAUGGGCAUCUGAGGGCAUCGACCGUAUCGGCCUCGAACCGGACUGGAACAGUACAGGCGUAGUCGACUCGGUCACCUCGUUCUGCAACAGCACCGUGGUCAUCACCCACUCCGGAGGACUGAACGUCAUGCCCUGGGCCAACAACCCAAACGUCACCGCCAUUCUAGCCGCUCACCUGCCUGGCCAAGAAUCCGGAAAUUCGCUCGUCGACAUUCUCUACGGCGUGGUCAAUCCAAACGGCAAGCUGCCCUACACCGUCGCCUUCAACGAGAGCGACUACGACUACGCGCCCAUCACCAAUUCCACUGAGCUGCUCGAGACCGAAGAUCCCAACGCCUGGCAGUCGAAUUUCACCGAAGGUCUUCUCAUCGACUACCGGCACUUCGACUAUUACAAUAUCUCCGUGGCAUUUGAGUUCGGCUUCGGCCUUUCGUACACGACGUUCGAGAUGUCAGACUUGACCAUCAACACCAUCGCCGUAGGCAAUAUCAGUGCCUUUCCCGAUGCGAGUCCUAUCGUACCAGGUGGCAACCCAUCGCUAUGGGGAAUCUUGUACACUGUCAACGUCACGGUCACAAACACUGGAAACACUACCGGCGCUGCGGUCCCGCAGGUCUAUCUGUCCCUUCCUCAGAUUCCAGGCGAGGAUCCUACUCCACUAAAUGUCCUGCGCAACUUUGACAAGAUCUACCUUGACGCCGGACAAAGCCAAUCGGUCAUCCUGCCUCUGGCAAGACGCGAUCUGAGUUACUGGGACACAGGGCUGCAGCAGUGGGUCAUCCCCUCCGGUCCGAUCGGCGUCAAUGCGGGCUUUAGCAGUCGUGAUUUCAGACAAUCGACACAGAUCACAGUAGUGGCAUGAGAGGUGUCCCGACGUCCUCGGCUAAGCCAUAAUUGUAUCUCAGGCAAAGAAA
This is a messenger RNA of Exophiala viscosa, 2615 nucleotides long. RefSeq names its product beta-glucosidase. NCBI's taxonomy places the organism in Eukaryota, Fungi, Ascomycota, Eurotiomycetes, Chaetothyriales, Herpotrichiellaceae. Gene Ontology annotation, biological process: glucan catabolic process. Gene Ontology annotation, molecular function: beta-glucosidase activity. The transcript has 3 exons. The record is from RefSeq and is a predicted model, not a curated record. Bases 200 to 2563 code for a protein of 787 amino acids.